Lemur catta (Ring-tailed lemur) is the source of this 1518-nucleotide messenger RNA. RefSeq names its product translation initiation factor IF-2-like. The transcript has 6 exons. The coding region runs from base 1 to 1047 and encodes 348 amino acids. The record is from RefSeq and is a predicted model, not a curated record. NCBI's taxonomy places the organism in Eukaryota, Metazoa, Chordata, Mammalia, Primates, Lemuridae.
AUGGGAGCACUGCAUAGGGAGCUGGGGGGCAGCGGGCCAGGAGCUGGGGGGCUGAGGGGCAGCGGGCCAGGAGCUGCGGUCGCGGACGCAGAUUUCUCAUCGUCGCAGCGAGCAUUUGGAACGCUGGUGUCCGGCCUGCUGUUCCCGUUCCUGCUUUCAGUUCCCGGGCUGACAGCGGCCCCCGAGGUCUCCGCCGGCCGCGACCUGAGCGGGGAGCCCCUGCCACUGCAGCCGCCCGAGCAGGCGCCACGACCCGCGCGCCCAUUGGCCGAGAGCGCGGCCGCCCGGGCCAAUCGCGGGGCGCGGCCGAGUGUCCAAUGGGAGCGCGGCAGGCUCCGGAAAGCGGCGCGGAGCGGUGGGCUUGGGGUCCCCGCCCGGCGUGGCUCGGAGUCCAGUUCUGGGGUGGGGCGGCGUCUUGCCCCGGCGGCCCAGCGGGGUCUCGCACGUGCGCCUCCCGCCCGGCCCGCGCCGCCGCGCACACCUCCCGCGAAGUGGGCGCUGCUGGGAGCAGCCGACACAGGCUGGGAGGCUGCGACCCCGCCGCUCCCAGGGACAGGGCCCGUCGCGGGCGUUCCAGCGCACGGCCUGGCCUUCCCUUGCGAAGCGCGGGUCCGGGGCCGCUGCCGUCCCGCGGGUCCGGGAGUCGCCAGGGCCGUGCGAUUCCGGGACUCCGCCGCCCCGAGACAGGAGAGGGCGGAGGCUGGGCCUCCGGGCAGCCGGGCCCCACGUGAGCGCCGCUCCGCAGAGGGCCACGGUCGCAGGCUCGGCCGCCGGGUUCCCUGCCGCACGUUUCCCGCGUGUCCGGCCUGGCACGCGGAGGCCUCGCCGACGACAAGCGGUGGGCGAGAGUCCGCCCCGAGAUCCCGCCUGCACCCGGCCAGGGCGCCCUCCAGACCCCGCGCCCACGGGCCUUCCCGCGUAGCAGUACCGAGGUGCGGUUCCCGGCGCACCCAGGGGCCUUCGCCCGGCAAUGAGGGACGCGGAGCACGUCCGUGGGAAACGCCCAAGGUUGUCACCAGACACUUCACGAUGGCCCCAAACACGUGAAAAGGUGCUCAAGCAAAUUCAGCCACCAAGUGUGUCGUGUUUCACCUACCACACGCCAGCGGUGGGCGUUGGCAUUCGGGGAGAGGCGCACGAGAUUCGGUAAACCUCCAGCUGGAUAGACUGGUGUCAGGAGCUGAACUGUGUCCCCUCAAAAUUCCUAUGUCGAAGUCCUGAAGCUGGAACAGAGUGUAUUGGGAAAUGGGGCCUUUAAAGAGGUAAUCAAGCUAAAACAACCCAGUAUGACUGGUGUCCUCACAAAAGGAGAUCAUGGAACAGAGACAGAGGGACACCCACGUGAGGACACAGGGAGGAGACGACAUCUACAAGCCAAGGACAGGGGCUUGGGGAGAAACCAGCCCAGCCAACAUCUUGAUCUCAGACUUCUUUCCUCCACAAUUGUAAGGUAACAAAUUUCUGUUGUUUGCGCUUCCCAGUCUGUGGUUCUUUUUUAUGGCAACCUUAGCAAACUAA